UUUAAAAAAUUUGCCAGAUCCUGAACUGCCUUCACCUAUAGUUGACUUAGGAACUGGGUGUCAGUCUUUUCUUUAUAUGCAUGGCCUGAUUUCUCUGUAGCUAACACUUCAGACACGUUUGCAAAAGUUAAGAAGAGGCUUACUUGUUGACUGCAAAAGAUUCUUCAGGGAUCAGGGCUGAGUCCAGACAAUGAAGGGAGCCCUUGAAAGAAGGAGUCCUGAGGUCUACAGAUUAUAAAGUGAUUUUGAAGAAGCUUAGUGAGUCUGAGACUUGAGGGGCGAAAAGAGCAUCAUCAUCCCUGGUUACCUUAGGGGGUGGGGGGAGGUGUUAAAUGUCACCUGUGAGACUCAGCAGGAAUCAUAGGCUCAAACCAGAAAGGGUCUGUACCCUGGAGACCUCAGUUCUGGUAGAGUUUGAAAGAAGAGUUUUAUAGAAAGGAAUUGGAUAACAAUUCAGAGAAGCAGCUAAGGAACCAAGGAGGAGAUGGAAAAAUUUAAUGUGAAAAUAGACUGGAAAAAUAUUAGGACUCUGGUAGAAGAAAGAGUGGCCCAAAACGAAGCAAAACCCAUAAAUAUUUAUGGACAAAAAAAUUUUAUGAUAUGGCUAUGUUAACUAUAAACUUACUUAUAAAGCAAAAUCAUGCCCAUACAUAAAAAGCGUUUCCGUCUACAACUGGUAGUUAACUUACAGGACUGAGUUCUCUAAGAGGCCGUUUGGGUAGAAAAUAUAAGUAAAUUCAGGGAGGGCUUGGCCUUUAAGAGAUUGCUGAUGGAGAGUGUUUAGAAUAUUCUGGGCUAAACAGAAGCUUUUGAAGUGAAUAUAAUAUAGGAGGCUGGUUGUAUCACUGGUCUGAUCCAAAGUAGCUUUUUUUUUUUUUUUUUUUAAAUGCUUUGUGAGUCUGUCUUGAAGGAAAAGGAAAACAAUUGGGAGUCAUUUAAAUUAUAAAAUGGUGGCAGAUAAUUAACCAGAACAGUUUGACACCUGUGUUCCCUGCAGCCUUGCAAUGGAUCCUGUCCGACCACCCUUCAGGGGCCCGUCUCCUGUGUACCCAUCUCAGUCUGUGCAGAUGCCGGGCUCUUGGCAACAGGCUCCAAAACCUUUGGACCCAGCUCUGGGCAGGGCAGGACCUGCAGGCAGAGGCCAUGUAUUUGAAAAGCGAGAGGAGCCAGGCCCACAGAGUGGACCAGUGCAAAAGGAAUCUGUGGGUUUGGUCUCAAUGUUCCGAGGACUGGGCCUUGAAACAGUGUCCCGUACUCGCGUGAAACAGGAAAUGCCUCCUUUAGGUAGAGGCAUUUUAGGUCGAGGCAUGUCUACCAGUUUUGCACGCAAGGACAAAGAAGAACCCCAUCCCACUUUUCUGGAUCCUUCAGUGUUGGCAUCUGGAGAUAGCAAGAUGGCAGAGGCCUCCAUUGGUUGGAAUAGAACGCUUGGAAGAGGGAAUUUGGAUGCCUUUUUAUUACCGAUGGGAAGAGCAGCUGGUGGUAUAGGCAGAGGAGUAUACAAGGCUCCCUGUGCUCUCAGCCUGAGUUCUCAGGAUCCUGCCCAGCUGUCAUCUCCGCCACUUCUGCCUCCGGCCCCACUGCACUCUCUGGAUCGCCCACCACUUGGGACUGCAGAACACAAGGAAAAAGAGCCUUUUGUGAAGCAAGGAUCAAAAGGAACACCUCAAUCUUUGGGAUUGAACCUUAUCAAAAUACAGUGUCAUAAUGAAGCAGUUUAUCAGUAUCAUGUGACUUUCAGCCCCAACGUGGAGUGCAAAAGCAUGAGGUUUGGCAUGUUGAAGGACCAUCAAGCUGUCACCGGAAACAUCACUGCUUUCGAUGGAUCCAUUCUCUAUCUGCCUGUUAAGCUUCAACAAGUUCUUGAGUUAAAAAGUCAAAGGAAAACUGACAGUGCUGAGAUCACCAUUAAGAUUCAGUUGACAAAGAUCCUGGAGCCCUGUUCUGACUUGUGCAUUCCCUUCUACAAUGUUGUUUUCCGUCGGGUAAUGAAACUUUUAGAUAUGAAGCUGGUGGGGAGAAACUUCUUUGACCCUACAGGUGCUAUGGUACUACAGCAACACAGAUUGCAGAUCUGGCCGGGCUAUGCAGCUAGCAUCCGGAGGACAGAUGGAGGUCUUUUCCUGCUAGCUGAUGUCACCCAUAAGGUCAUUCGGAAUGAUUCUGUGCUGGACAUCAUGCAUGCCAUGUACCAACAGAACAAAGAAGACUUCCAGGACGAGUGCACUAAGCUUCUGGUUGGCAGUAUUGUCAUAACCCGAUACAACAAUCGUACCUAUCGUAUUGAUGAUGUGGAUUGGAAUAAGACUCCAAAAGAUAGCUUCACGACGUCUGAUGGGAAGGAGAUUACAUUCUUGGAGUACUACAGCAAAAACUAUGGGAUCACAAUAAAGGAAAAGGACCAGCCACUGCUGAUCCACAGGCCCAGUGAGCGACAGAAUAACCAAGGGAUGCUGCUAAAAGGCGAAAUCCUGCUGCUGCCUGAGCUUUCCUUCGUGACUGGAAUCCCUGAGAAGAUGAAGAAGGACUUUAGAGCCAUGAAGGAUUUGACUCAGCAGAUCAACCUGAGCCCCAGACAGCACCAUAAUGCUUUGAAAUGCUUGCUACAGAGAAUUUCAAAAAAUGAGACAGCCAACAGUGAACUGACACGUUGGGGACUCUGUCUGCAGAAGGAUGUACAUAAGAUUGAAGGACGUGUUCUGCCAAUGGAAAGAAUUAACUUAAGGAAUACGUCAUUUAUCACAUCUCAGGAACUAAACUGGAUUAAGGAAGUAACCAGAGACCUUUCCAUCUUAACUGUCCCUAUGCAUUUCUGGGCGCUGUUUUACCCAAAGAGAGCAACGGAUCAAGCCCGAGAACUGGUGAACAUGUUAGAGAAGGUAGCUGGCCCCAUUGGCAUACGCAUGAGCCCGCCAGCCUGGGUGGAACUGAAGGAUGAUCGCAUAGAGACCUAUGUCAGAACCAUUCAAUCCAUGCUGGGAGUUGAGGGGAAGAUACAGAUGGUUGUUUGCAUCAUCAUGGGCACACGUGACGAUCUCUACAGGGCCAUUAAAAAGCUGUGCUGUGUGCAGACUCCCGUGCCCUCGCAGGUCAUCAAUGUCCGAACCAUUGGCCAGCCCACCAGGCUUCAGAGUGUGGCCCAGAAAAUUUUACUUCAGAUUAACUGUAAAUUGGGUGGUGAGCUCUGGGGAGUGGAUAUUCCUCUGAAACAGUUAAUGGUGAUUGGGGUGGAUGUUUACCACGACCCCAGCAGAGGCAUGCGCUCCGUGGUUGGCUUUGUCGCAAGCAUCAGUCUCACUCUCACAAAAUGGUAUUCACGAGUGGUAUUCCAGAUGCCUCAUCAGGAGAUUGUGGAUAGCCUGAAGCUGUGCCUGGUGGGCUCCUUGAAAAAGUUCUAUGAGGUGAACCACUGUCUCCCAGAGAAGAUUGUGGUGUACCGUGAUGGAGUGUCUGAUGGCCAACUAAAGACAGUUGCCAGCUAUGAGAUUCCUCAGCUACAGAAGUGUUUUGAAGCUUUUGAAAAUUAUCAUCCCAAGAUGGUGGUAUUUGUAGUUCAGAAGAAAAUCAGCACCAGUGUGUACCUGUCAGCUACCGAGCACUUUGUGACUCCCUCCCCCGGGACUGUGGUAGAUCAUACAAUAACAAACUGUGACUGGGUGGACUUCUACCUUCUUGCCCAUCAUGUGCGACAGGGUUGUGGCAUUCCUACCCAUUACGUUUGUGUUCUCAACACUGCACGCCUGAGCCCUGAUCAUAUGCAGAGGUUGACUUUCAAACUGUGCCACAUGUACUGGAAUUGGCCUGGUACCAUUAGAGUUCCAGCUCCUUGCAAGUAUGCCCACAAGCUAGCUUUCCUGUCAGGACAAAUCUUGCAUCAUGAACCAGCCAUCCAGCUGUGUGAGAACCUGUUCUUCCUGUGACUGAACAAUCAGGACAUGGGCUGGUCAGAGCAAUCAGACUUCUGAAGUCA
This is a messenger RNA of Kogia breviceps (pygmy sperm whale), 3970 nucleotides long. RefSeq names its product piwi like RNA-mediated gene silencing 2 (gene PIWIL2). Lineage: Eukaryota; Metazoa; Chordata; Mammalia; Artiodactyla; Physeteridae. Gene Ontology annotation, cellular component: P granule. Gene Ontology annotation, biological process: regulatory ncRNA-mediated gene silencing. The record is from RefSeq and is a predicted model, not a curated record. Gene Ontology annotation, molecular function: RNA endonuclease activity; piRNA binding; protein binding.